This is a messenger RNA of Pygocentrus nattereri (red-bellied piranha), 5833 nucleotides long. It is a transcript of the gene clec16a, whose product is annotated as C-type lectin domain containing 16A. The record is from RefSeq and is a predicted model, not a curated record. The transcript has 25 exons. Lineage: Eukaryota; Metazoa; Chordata; Actinopteri; Characiformes; Serrasalmidae. The coding region runs from base 134 to 3373 and encodes 1079 amino acids. Gene Ontology annotation, biological process: endosomal transport; regulation of autophagosome maturation; endosome to lysosome transport. Gene Ontology annotation, cellular component: endolysosome membrane; late endosome.
GGCCGUUGCUGUCCUGCUCGGUUUGUCGGUUAGCUGCUAGCGAUGUUUUCGCGUUUUGCUGCGACUGCAAUGGAGCCGUUUCGCCUUGUUUAGCGCAAAGUGGGAAAGGUGUCACGAGAAGGAAACCGCAGCUAUGUUCGGGCGGUCCCGGAGCUGGGUGGGAGGGCAAGGGAGGUCCAAAAACAUCCACUCGCUGGACCAUUUAAAGUACAUGUAUCACGUCCUGACGAAGAACACAACGGUGACCGAUCACAACCGCAACCUGCUGGUCGAGACGAUUCGCUCCAUCACCGAAAUCCUUAUCUGGGGGGAUCAGAACGACAGCUCGGUUUUUGACUUCUUUUUGGAGAAGAACAUGUUCGCGUUCUUCCUCAACAUUUUACGGCAGAAGUCUGGGCGGUACGUUUGCGUCCAGCUGUUGCAGACGCUCAACAUACUUUUCGAGAACAUAAGUCAUGAGACGUCUCUCUAUUACUUGCUGUCCAAUAAUCAUGUUAAUUCCAUCAUUGUCCACAAGUUUGACUUCUCUGACGAGGAAAUUAUGGCUUACUACAUCUCCUUCUUGAAGACUUUGUCCCUGAAGCUCAACAACCACACUGUUCAUUUCUUUUACAAUGAGCACACUAAUGAUUUUGCCCUGUACACGGAGGCCAUUAAGUUUUUCAACCACCCAGAGAGCAUGGUCAGGAUCGCAGUCAGGACUAUCACUCUCAAUGUGUAUAAAGUGGUCAGGACCCUCAUGGACCCUCACACAGCAGUGUCAUUGGAUAACCAGCACAUGCUGCACUACAUCCGGGACAAAACGGCCGUGCCCUACUUCUCCAACCUCGUCUGGUUCAUCGGCAGCCACGUCAUCGAGCUGGACAAGUGUGUUCAGACGGAUGAAGAGCAUAAAAACAGAGGGAAGUUGAGUGACCUGGUUGCAGAGCACCUGGACCACCUUCACUAUCUGAACGACAUUCUCAUCAUCAACUGCGAGUUCCUCAACGACGUGCUGACGGACCAUCUGCUCAACCGCCUCUUCCUGCCCCUCUACGUCUACUCGCUGGUCAGCCAAGAGCAGUGUGAAGAUCGCAAGAUCAACCCUCAGGUGUCACUCUACCUGCUCUCCCAGGUGUUCCUCAUCAUCCACUACCAGCCUCUGGUGAACGCGCUGGCCGACGUUAUUCUGAAUGGAGAUCUGUCCGUUUUUUCAGCUCAGCCGGAGCAGAACCCACUCAAGAACUCAUCCAAUGCCGGAGUGCGCCGCUUCACCAAGCCGCCGGAGAGUCUGGAGCGUUCUCUGGAGAUGAGCCGGCAGCGGGGCAGGAAGAAAGCGCAGAAGAGGCCGAACUACAAGAACGUUGGCGAGGAGGAAGAGGAGGAGAGAGGUGCGGAGGAUGGCCCAGAGGAAGAGAAGGCUAAAGGUACAGAGGCUAGUUCAAAGGCCAGCAGGACAAGUGGGGACACGGAAGAGAUCGAGAUGGUGGUGAUGGAGAAGUGCAAGAUAUCAGACGUGUCCACCUUAACCGAGCAGAACAUCACCGACGAGGAGAAAACGGCUGCGGCUGCUGCUCGCACGGAGUGUCUGAGGAGCAGGCCCUUCUUGGACAUGGUGUACAACGCUCUGGACUGCGAGAAGGAGGAUUACCACGCCCUCUUCGUCCUCUGCCUCCUCUUCGCCAUGACUCACAGCAAAGGUAUAAACCCAGCGCUGCUGGAGAAGAUCCAGCUGCCAGUACCGGGUCAGGAGAGGAGCAGUUAUAGUCAAGUUCUGGUGGAGAGGCUGAUCAGGAUCAUGAACCAGGCUGCACAACCAGACGGGCGAGUGCGUCUGGCAACUCUGGAGCUCAGCUGUCUUCUGCUCAAGCAGUCAGUGCUGUCCAGCACACAGUGCAUCAUCAAGGAUGUCCACCUGGCCUGUCUGGAGGGCGCUAGAGAGGAGAGUCUCCAUCUUCUGCGGCGAUUUUAUAAGGGGGAGGAGAUCUUCCUGGACAUGUUUGAAGACGAGUACAGGAGCAUGACUAGCAAGCCUCUGAACGUGGAGUAUCUCAUGAUGGACGCGUCCAUUCUUCUGCCCCCUACUGGAACGCCGCUCACCGGGAUCGACUUCGUUAAGCGGCUGCCCUGCGGGGACGUGGAGAAGACGCGCAGGGCUAUCCGUGUGUUCUUCAUGCUGCGGGCGCUCUCUCUGCAGCUUCAGGGAGAGCCAGAGACCCAGCUACCCCUGACGCGUCCAGAGGACCUUAUUAAGACCGACGACGUCCUGGACCUCAAUAACAGUGAUUUGAUCGCCUGCAUGGUGGUGAGUAAGGACGGGGUUCAGGCCCAGCGCUUCCUGGCCGUGGACGUGUAUCAGAUGAGUCUGGUGGAACCGGAUACCAAGCGCUUGGGCUGGGGAGUCGUCAAGUUCGCCGGCCUUCUGCAGGACAUGCAGGUGUCUGGGGUGGAGGACGACAGCAGGGCUCUAAACAUCACCAUCCACAAGCCUGCCUCCAACCCCCACGCCAAGCCCCUCCCCAUCCUGCAGGCCUCCUUCAUCUUCGCUGACCACAUCCGCUGCAUCAUCGCCAAGCAGCGGCUGGCCAAGGGCCGCAUCCAAGCCCGCCGCAUGAAGAUGCAGAGGAUAGCAGCGCUUCUGGACCUUCCUGUCCAGCCGUCCUCUGAGGUUCUGGGCUUCAGUCAGUCCGCUGCGUCUGCAUCUCAGCUGCCCUUCCGCUUCUACGACCAGGCUCGACGAGGCCCCGCCUUCGCCUCCGUGGACAAAGUUCCAGGUUUCGCGGUGGCCCAUGUUGCGCAGCACAGCCCCUCGGCCCUGUGCCCCCCCUCACCCAACUCCAGUACCAGCAGCAGUGCGGAUCACUGUGACUACGUCACCGCCAGCAGUGCGUCCACUCAGUCCACCGCACAGAGCUCGUCAGCUCCAGCUCCUGCUCUGGCUCCCAGCCUGACGCCUGCCGCCCAGCCCACCAUCUCCCUGCUGUCGGACGCGGACGCUGAGACUCUCAGCGUGGACUCCCUCACCCUGCUGCCCCCAGCGGACCCACCUCGCCUCCGGGCCUUCAGCUCGCAGUCCUCCGUCCAGGAGGAGACGCCGAGCGCCGCCCACGACGAGGACCUCAAACCCGAAGAGUCUUCAGCUCGCUCAGGCCUGUCCCUGGGGGACAACACGGAGAACACCGCAGGAGAAGAGGACAGGAAGGACAUUACUGUCAUUCCAGAGGAGAACGAACCUUCUCCCGAUUCUGAACCAGCAGAUGUGGAUUCUGAGGAGCCGGAGUCGACGUCGAGACAAGAGGCCGAGACUCGAGCAGAGAGCGAGCCUGCAGCUCACGUUCCUCAGCCAGACCCGGAGGAGAACCCUGACCUAGAGCAGGAGACCGAAAUAGACUGAGCGGACCUGCUCUGAGGAGACACUUCCAGUGGAGAAGCUCACUCCUUAAAGCGAUAGUUCAGCCGAAUAUCUCAUUCACACACUUUUAACCUUGACCCAGACGUAGAUGAUCAGCCAAGACAUGUUUGAUGUCAGAGACUUGCUUCUUAAAGGGCCCAUAUCCCGCAUUUUUCUUCUUUAUUUUUCCCCCAGGGUUCCAUUUCUAACAUCUGUGCGAGUUUGUGUGCCAAAAUCUAGCAGGCUGUUUUUCUUACUGUGCCUUUAAGACAUAUAUAUGUAAAUGAGCUCUGUUCUGAUUGGCUGUGCCUCAAUCCAAAAGGCAGUCCCUCUUGAAAUACUCCUCCUUCUGCCUUCGGUGUGAGGAGAAGGCAUUAAACUGAAUAGGGGGAUGUAGAGAAAUGAUUUGGUCUUUAUGACAUCACAAAAACAGUGAAUUCAAAACGGGUUUUAGGAGCUUAUUUUCCAUUUCUGGGCUGUAACUGGGGAGUGAGCAGGACAUUUGGAAAUUAUGUUUACAUACAGAAUUAAACUUUUUAAUGGCCAGUUCAGUUUUUAUGAUGUGGGCCCUUUAAGUCUGGGAUGGAUUACUAACAAAUAUUCCUUUAAUAUGUAAUAAAUUAAAAGCCCCCUCUUCUUCUACCCUGCUUAAAUGAUUUAAAAGCCCCCAGCAGCAAAGAUAUGGAAAUAAUAGCCUUAUUGCACAUUAAUUGAAAAUAAAUGUUUGUUUACACUGUUUAAAGCGCACAUAAACGAGCGGUUUAUUAAAGUUAUAUACGUUUUUUUUAAUAUAUUUUGUUGUGUUGUCAGAGUGUCAGGAUGGGCGGGCCUCCAAAGACACCUGGGGUCUCGUGAAACUUUGAUCCACCCCUGAUAGCACUGGAGCUAAUGUAGUAUUAAUGCAAACUUACACCCCACCAUUUAGCAUGGUGCUAACUGCAUGUCUAGGUUUAGGUUAAAGGGCCCAAAACCUACAUUUUUUAGACCCCCCCCAACCAGUUCAAUUUAUGAAGCAAAAAUUGCUCAUAAUUCAUUCAUUAAAAGACAAUUUUCUAUCCACCCAGUAUCCCUCAAAAUUAAACAGACUGUGCCUUUAAGGCUGACGUAUGUAAAUGAGCUCGUGCUUGUGACAUCACAAAAAUCAUUUAUUCAAAGCGGGCCGCUUUUGCUGCAUAUUUUCAUACAGCGAGUGAGUGAUACCUUCUGAAACCUUUCCAGUAUUUAUUUCAAAGUAAGCAAGCAAAGCCCUUUUUUCUGUGAUAUGGGCCCUUUAAGCUGUCUUGCCGUGUUAGCACGAUGCGACUGGUGCCUAUAGGCUUUCACUGAUUGUUAGCUACAUUAGCUCUGAGCUCCAGCUCAGCACUAACGAAGCAGUGAGCAUGUCUUGGCUGACCGACAGCGUUUGGAAAAGGGGCUGAAUGUUUAGGUCAUGUUUUUGGGGGAACCAUCGCUUUAAGCCUGGACAUACAGUUGUGUGCAGAAGUUUGGGCGCCCCAUGUUUUGCUGAAUGCGCGGUCACUGUUUGGUCACUGGGUUUAACAAAUGCGUAAGACGCACUGGGGGAACAUGAAACGUGGCCUGUGUGAAAGUUACAGCACAGGUCGUGUUGUGUUUUAUCGUUUUUAAUAAAAGGAAAUAGAAAUUUUGCACUAAGGUUUCAGUUUUCCACAGGAAAUCAGCCGGAAUAGUUUGGCCUGGGGUGUUUGAACUUUGGCAUGCAGCUGUAUCCGUACCUGUGUACCGGUUAAUGAUGGCGUGAAUGCCCUUCUUUGUAGAUUCAUCGCGCCGGUGACUUCGUUUUGGCGCCUCCUCUUUGUUUAGGGCGCUCUGGAAUGCAGCGUUUCUGUUUUCGUUCCCAGAGAACAGUGGCGCUCUCACGGGAACAAUGCGGUCACUGAUGCCCGAGCGUCCUUCAGAGCGCAGCUUUGUUUUCUCGUCUGAGCACCGUUGUCUUUCUCGUUUUGCUGUCGUGGUGCUGCGUGUCUGAGCGAGGCUGGAUUACGAGUGAAUGGGUGGGUUUGUCCGGAGCUCCUCGUCUGUGUGAGAGGAGGAGCAGCAGAGCGGGUUUGUUUUUAUGACUAUGUCCGAGUGGGUGAGCGAACGCCCGCUCGCUUUUACCAGUCUUAACACUGAGGAAUGUACAAAGCCUUUUUGGAGUCUGUCCAGCGGUGCUUUCUCCUGGAGGACUGUUCCGCGUUGACUGAACGUGCGUUCGCACUUCAUCAGUGGCUUUGUGUCUUUUUUUUUUUUUGAGAUCGUAGGUGAGCAGACAGCACUGUGAGAGUCAGAGACCCAUUUAUUUAUUACACGAAGUACAAGCUGUUCAUUUUUCAGAGUGAGCAAACAGCAGAACAUAUCGCCGAUGUCGGAACAAAACCUCCAAAUCUCCAACAUAGUAACUUUACAGGAGAAGGAAAAAACCUACUUUACUUUACCUGAGAGUCAAUGGAACCGGACGUUUUC